Messenger RNA from Colossoma macropomum (tambaqui), 2682 nucleotides. It is a transcript of the gene ppp1r3cb, whose product is annotated as protein phosphatase 1, regulatory subunit 3Cb. NCBI's taxonomy places the organism in Eukaryota, Metazoa, Chordata, Actinopteri, Characiformes, Serrasalmidae. Gene Ontology annotation, biological process: regulation of glycogen biosynthetic process. The record is from RefSeq and is a predicted model, not a curated record. The transcript has 2 exons. Gene Ontology annotation, cellular component: protein phosphatase type 1 complex. Gene Ontology annotation, molecular function: protein phosphatase 1 binding; glycogen binding. Bases 226 to 1179 code for a protein of 317 amino acids.
AAGUGGAGCAGCAGUUGAAAUGCGCUCUGUUUUUCCCAAUGCAGCAGGACUGCGGGAGGGCGUGCCGACAGAGACGGGCUCCUUCAUCGGUCUGGCGUGGCUAAAAACACUAGAAGAAAUGAGAAAAGUGUUUUUUUAAUUUGUGUGAAACUGAAUUCUCUUCCUUAAACAGACUGUGUUUUCCUGUGUUCGGUUUGUCGCUAACGGCGCUCACCGCGUUUCCGAAUGAACUGCACCAGAGUUUUGCACAUCUUGAACCCCAGGCCGAUGCCAUCUCCGAUCAUGCCUGUGGAUGUGGCCAUGAGGAUCUGCCUGGCGCACUCUCCACCCCUCCGCAGCUUCCUAAGUUCAUAUGAGGACUACAAGUCCAGAAACCUGAUCAACCAGUACAAGCCACUGAGACCCUGCAUCAGCUCCAAGGCCAAGGUGGAGGCCACCAACCGGGGGUGGAAGAGUCCUAAGGGCAAACCCAAGAAGAGGGUGGUCUUUGCAGACUCCAAGGGCUUGUCGCUCACAGCAAUCCAUGUGUUCAAGGAGUUCGAAGAGGACCCAUUGUCCGAAUUGCAGUUUGAGUUAUCGGACUUGGAGAACGCCAUGGUGGGCUUGAAGGUGGAGAAGGAGAAGAGUUUGGUUUUGGACUUCCCUCAGCCCGCUGCAGACUACCUGGACUUCCGGAACCGUCUCAAGAAACACUUGGUAUGUUUGGAGAACUGUGUAAUCCAAGAUAAAUCUCUCAUGGGCACGGUGAAAGUGAGCAACAUAAGUUUCGAGAAAUCCGUUCAGGUCCGGAUAACGUUUGACUCCUGGAAAAGCUACACGGAUGUUCCUUGUGCCUACAUGAACAAUGUUUAUGGUUGUGCAGAAAUUGACACCUUCUCCUUUGCUCUUGACCUGCCGAGUUCGGUGCCCCCUGAAGAUCGUGUGGAGUUCUGCAUAUCCUACAAAACACAUGACCAGACACACUGGGAUAAUAACGAUGGGAAAAACUACAGGUUAAUACAUGAGGAUGAUGACGGGGACCACCCCAGCCAUGCCACUCAGACAGCAUCUGAAAUCAAGAGCCCUGGCAAAAGGCCAGAGAUGGAGUUUGAUCAGUUUGGGAGCCCAAGGACAUCCAGUGGCUUUUUUCCAGAGUGGCAAAGCUGGGGUCACAUUGAGAACAACACCCCCUACUGGUGAGGCCAUACCUGCUAACAAAGCCACAGGAAGUUCUAUGGGUAACAUCUGUGUUAAGAGGAAAUACUGAAAAUGAGUUCCCGGCUAGAUCUCAGAGUUGUCAGAUGUAUAGCAAGACUGACCUGGUAAAUAAAUAUAAAAAAUAGUUUCAAUUUGAAAUAUUAAAAAUCACCUAUUGUUAAAUUGAACACUGAGCCCAUCAAAAUAUGUGCCCUUAUUGACGGUGUUUUCCUGAUUCAACAAUGAAAAUCUGAAAUUUUAUGAUUAGUACAUAGUUAAAGUUAGAAACUAUAUAUAUUUUUAGUCGGUUUGAGUCCAGAGAUUAACUGUUUUAACACCCUACACCGGCAAGGUGCUCAACUUGAGAUAAUGCUUAAUGGUUUAUUUUUUCCUAAUUCUGCUGUGCACUAAAGCACUUAGAUUUGAAAUGUUCUAAACUGAUCAUUGUUAUAACAUAGAUUGCCUUCCUUCGUGAUUCUGAUUGUUAGUCUGAUUGUUUGUGGAAAAAAUGGCAUUAGCUAUUUAAUAAGCACCAUCUUUUACAAGGGCAAAUUUCUCGUCUUCAAAAGAGACUAUUGUGCAAUUGUUUCCUUCCAGUUUUUUUUUCUGUUUUAAAUGCUUAUUUUGUGAACUUGAAGAUCAGUGUAGAACAUUGACAGAAAUAAUCAGUCUUGUCCUAUGGCUACUCUGAAGCACUGCAUUUAACUAAGGGGGAAUUAUCUCCUGCUUUUGGAAUGUGAUUGUUCUUAUGGAGGGGGAUUUGCACUGUGCAAGAUGCCUUUAAACUGAAGAAUGUGAAAGUGGAAUAAUGUGGUACAACAUGAAGUUGCUUCAUAUUGAAGUUUAUGUAUUUUUUGUGGUACCAUUUUAUUAGCCACUUUCCAGGAGAAGCAAUAAUCUGAAACUAAUGCAUUAUCAAAAUCAGUAAGAUACUGUUGGCCAUUAAAUGUCACUUUCCUUUUUUUCAUGCACAUUUUCCUACAUCUGUUCAGUUUUUUAUAUAUAUAAAGCUACAUUGUACGUUCACUGUUCAUUUUUUGCUGUUUUUCUGCCUCCAUGUUGCUGCUGUGGUUUAGUUUCUGUUUCGCUGCAUUGUUUCAUAGGCCCAUGGUAUGUGAACUCUCCUGGCACUUGGGAUGAAUAAUGAGGGAAAGUGAAUGUUAUUUAGUGGAAGUGAUGGUAAGUUUAGCUGGGCAGACGGAAGUCUGUAGAGCAGGAUAUUGAAUGAGGACUUCUUGCCUUUCUCAUGCUUGUUUCUUCUCUGUCUUCCAAUGGAGAAAAAUGGUCUGGUCAAUAAACUUGGAUGUGAAUGGAUUUUUUGGGGGGGGGGCCUACCGCUAGCUGCUGUUUAUUUCAGAGAUGGAACAGGUAUGUUGAAUGUAUAAAAAGGCUGUGCAAACUAUGGUGUAGGCCUAAUAUGUUUUUUACAGCACAGAAGGUUGUCUAUCUGAGAGCAUUUACGGUGUUCUGUGUUCCUUUUAGAAAUAAAACCUAAUGUUUCUACUG